AUGGCUGCAACUCCAUCAAUCGCCGGCCUCACUAACCGGAACUUAUUCCGCAUUAAAUUUAAAGACCCGUACGAAGAAGUUCAUCUCAGGGAUGAAACUACUCAAAAUAUACGAAGUGUAGUAUUUAGCCCAAAGGGCACAUACCUGGCUUUCAGAACAGAUAAAAAAGCCGAAAUAAUAAAAUGUGCAGACUGGAGUGUAGCUGCUACAAUAGAUGGAAAUUACAAGGACAUGUUUUUUUCACCAUUAGAUAAUUAUUUUCUAGUUUGGGAAAUGUUUGCUAUGACAAAAGACAAUCCUCAGGGCAAACCUAAUCUACACAUCUUUCAAUCAUCUAAUGGGGAGAAAGUUGGGUCAUUUGUGCAAAAGAAUCAGGAUGGAUGGGAGCCAAAGUGGUCAUCAGAUGAAAAAUUACUAGCAAUACUCAGUAAUCACAGGGUUUUGAUAUAUGAAGAUGUAAAACUUGAUCAUUAUACCCAUUAUAUUCAAGCAGAAAAAUUACAAUCUUUUAGCAUAUCACCAAGUCCAGCGCCCGCAUAUUACUUUUCAAUAUUUACAUUAGGUAAAUCUGGCCAGCCAUCUUUCUGGCGCGUUUUUAAGUAUCCUCAAUUUGACCAAGCCGUUGUCAGCCGAUCAUCGUUCCAAGCCGACAAAGCGACAUUUCAUUGGAAUAGGCGAGGCACUAAUGUUUUCGCACUGACUCAGACAGAUGUAGAUAAAACAGGCAGUUCUUACUAUGGAAAACAGUCUCUAUCAUACGGAGACGUAAAAGGCAAUGCUGGAAAUAUGUCAUUCAGUAAGGAAGGUCCGAUUCACGCCAUAGCUUGGAAUCCAGGCAAUUGGAACGAAUGGGUUGCUGUGUAUGGGCAUGCUCCAGCUAAAGCUACUCUGUUUAACGCAAAGUGUGACCCUCUCUUUGAAUUCGGAACAGGAGCUUGGAACGCUAUUUACUUUGCACCCGAGGGAAAUUGGGUGUUGUUGGGUGGGUUUGGCAAUAUAGCAACCGGUCACAUAUCAGUGUGGGAUGUGCGAGGGUACAAGCGUGUGGGCGAGUGUACAGCCCCCGACACCACGACCUUGCAGUGGGAUCCCAGGGGGGAAGCCUUCAUCACCGCUACCACAUACCCUAGGCUCACCGUCGGUAAUGGGUAUAAAAUUUGGCACUACAGCGGUGCGCUGAUGCACAAACGCACAUGCGUCGAAAAGGAAAAUUUACUGUCCAUAAGUUGGCAGCCCGGUAAUUACCCAAAGAGUGAUUUGUCAAAGGCUGCUCCAAAGAGUAUAGAACAAGUAGCACCGAAGGCAACAGCGGCAUACCGACCUCCUGGAGCCAGGAACAGACCUUCGACCUUCGUGAUGCAUGAACAUGAAAAACCACAUAAGCCAGGACAAAGUCCUGCAACCGCGCCAUCCAAACAAGCAAUCAAGCAGAAAGAAAAACGCGAGGCGCGCAAGGCCCGCAAGGCGGCGGAGCGCGCGGCCGACGCGUCCCCCUCCCCCGCCGCGCCCGCCGCGCCCGCCGCGCCCCGCGCGCCCUUCGUCUCCACCGGCGACCCCGACAAGGAUAAGAAGAUUAAAAAUAUCAACAAGAAACUAAGCGACAUUGAAAAGCUGAAGCAACAAAAAGCAGCUGGCAAGACACUUGAACUCAAUCAACUCGCCAAGAUUAACAACGAAGCAGCAUUACAACAAGAACUGGCUCAGCUGAAAUUAUGAUCUACUACUGAAUACUAAAUAAAUAUGUAUUAAUAUAUUGUAUAAUUUGUAAAUGACAGCUACUUUCAUACCCAUAUUGUUUUGAAUAUCUUAUUAUUUUGUAUUUUUUUUACAUACAAUAAUUUGCGUCCGACUAAACUAGGUUCUAUAAA
Molecule: messenger RNA, 1868 nt
Organism: Melitaea cinxia (Glanville fritillary)
Lineage: Eukaryota; Metazoa; Arthropoda; Insecta; Lepidoptera; Nymphalidae
Gene: eIF2A
Product: eukaryotic translation initiation factor 2A
Exons: 13
Coding region: 1-1716 (571 amino acids)
Biological process (GO): translational initiation
Cellular component (GO): cytosolic small ribosomal subunit
Molecular function (GO): translation initiation factor activity; ribosome binding; mRNA binding
Source: RefSeq, a predicted model, not a curated record